Messenger RNA from Priapulus caudatus, 594 nucleotides. RefSeq names its product ankyrin repeat and SAM domain-containing protein 3-like. Gene Ontology annotation, molecular function: protein binding. The transcript has a single exon. The annotation marks the transcript as partial. Gene Ontology annotation, cellular component: cytoplasm; nucleus. Lineage: Eukaryota; Metazoa; Priapulida; Priapulimorpha; Priapulimorphida; Priapulidae. The record is from RefSeq and is a predicted model, not a curated record.
GCCAACGCCGCGGACUCGCAAGGACAGACCACCCUAAACCACGCGGCUACCUCCCUGUACUAUGCGCCUCGCUCUGGCCGGCUGAACAUCAUGCGCCUGCUACUGGAGGCCGGUGCUGAUCCAAACGUCGCCGAUACGGAGAGCGGGAUGACGCCGCUGAUGAUGGCGGUGAGUAAGUGCGAGGAGGCGACGGUGCAGAUGCUGCUCUCACACGGCGCCGACGCCAACGCCGCGGACUCGCACGGACGGACCUUCCUGUACUACGCGGCUACCUCCCUGUUCUAUGUGGCUAGCUCUGGCCGGCUGGACAUCAUGCGACUGCUACUAGAGGCCGGUUCAGAUCCAAACGCCGCCGAUACGGAGAGCGGGAAGACGCCGCUGAUGAUGGCGGCGAGGGAGGGCGAUGAGGCGAUGAUGCGGAUGCUGCUCUCACACGGCGCCGACGCCAACACCGCGGACUUGCACGGAGAGACCUCCCUGUACUACGCGACUCGCUGCUCUGGCCGGCUGGACAUUGUGCGCCUGCUACUGGAGGCCGGUGCAGAUCCAAACGUCGCCGAUACGGAGAUCGGGGAGACGCCGCUGAUGAACGCG